Messenger RNA from Branchiostoma belcheri (Belcher's lancelet), 1156 nucleotides. Its product is annotated as sulfotransferase family cytosolic 1B member 1-like. Gene Ontology annotation, biological process: sulfation. NCBI's taxonomy places the organism in Eukaryota, Metazoa, Chordata, Leptocardii, Amphioxiformes, Branchiostomatidae. Gene Ontology annotation, molecular function: sulfotransferase activity. The transcript has 7 exons. Bases 222 to 1082 code for a protein of 286 amino acids. The record is from RefSeq and is a predicted model, not a curated record. Gene Ontology annotation, cellular component: cytoplasm.
CCUGACCAAGGAACCUCCUUGCCCUCUGACUUAUGACCUAGGUUCAUGUGGGGGUCAUGCAUAUGUAAAUCAGGACUAGUUAAUCAUUGACAGAGUUGACCUACAUGUGUACUACGUACAUUGUAGGUGUAGUAACUUUAAGUCCUGACUAUUGAGACAGAAAAUCAAAUGUCUGAUGAUUGACUCAGCACUGGGGUCUGCAGAACUGAAGUUUUCCAGUUAUGAGUUAUGAGAAGGCCACCUGGGAGUAUAAGGGGGUUUGUUUCCCUCUGGAUAUCACCAAGGAAACCCUGGAGGCCAUGCCAGGCUUCCAGAUUCGAGAUGACGACAUUGUUGUGGCAAGUUAUAUCAAGACAGGCUCCAACUGGCUUACAACGAUCGUCCUUAAGAUCUUAGGAUCCGCGGGGAAAUUAAAGGCCAGUGCGGACAGCAUGGACGUCGGUCCCAUCGAAAUCACGAUACCUUUCGCCAAACAGCCAGGGUACAUCACAGUAGCAGACAUGCCCUCCCCUCGUUUCAUGAAAACACACCUGCCCAUUCAGUUUGCACCAAAGGGGAUAUCCAAGCCGCAGAAUAAGGUGAAAGUGCUGGUGCCUAUGAGGAACCCAAAAGACACGGCUGUGUCGAUGUACCACUAUGUCCAUAUAAUAUGGCAGUUGAUCGGUUAUACUGUCAACAUUCCCUGGGAAGAGUUUGCUCAGAAUUUCAUAGAGGGAAAAGUGCCUUGGGGAGACUACUGUGACCACUUGUUGGGCUGGUGGCAGAUGCGUGAUGACCCCCACUUCCUCUUCAUCAAGUAUGAGGACAUGAAGAAGGACCUGCUAAAUUCUGUCAAGACCGUUGCGGCCUUUCUGGAGGUUGACCUGGAUGAAACGACAAUGAAAGACAUCGCAGAGGCCUGUACUUUUGACAACAUGAAGACAGAACUGGCCAACUCGGACAGACCUGACAAAAGGACAAUAGCUAGGAAAGGUAUUGUUGGAGACUGGAAGAACAUGUUUUCACCGGAGCAGUGUCAAGCCUUUGAUGCCUGGUAUGAGAAGAAACUUGGAGGGACAGGCAUCAGCUUUGACUUUGAAUAAACAAUAUUAUUCUAGGACUGGUGAUCUAAUUAUUAGAGUGUGUUUGUUUCAAAUUAAUUCAGAGUCAUAUUAUU